Molecule: messenger RNA, 5163 nt
Organism: Gastrolobium bilobum
Lineage: Eukaryota; Viridiplantae; Streptophyta; Magnoliopsida; Fabales; Fabaceae
Product: putative ABC transporter C family member 15
Exons: 12
Coding region: 158-4702 (1514 amino acids)
Biological process (GO): transmembrane transport
Cellular component (GO): plant-type vacuole; vacuolar membrane
Molecular function (GO): ATP binding; ATP hydrolysis activity; ABC-type transporter activity
Source: RefSeq, a predicted model, not a curated record
AGUUGUUCUCUCUCUCUCUCUCUAUAUCCCCCUUUUCCUUCUCUUUCUACUUCCCAUGCUGCUUACUUUCCCUAGUCGCUAAAGCUCUAAAUCCAUAAUAUAUUAGCAGAGUGAACCCAAAAAAAGCAUAAUUUAAGCUUCAAGUUGAGGAGCAAGCAUGCCUUUGGAGGACUUCUACAACAUGCUUAGUGCAACAAAGCUUAGAAGUAAGUUUUGGACUACAUGGCAGCCACUGGACUCACCAUGCUUGUUGGAGGAUGUGGUUUUACCAGUGGAACUUGGUUUCUUUCUGAUCUUGUUAGUCCAACUCAUACGAACAUGUAUGAAGAACAUGAUCAGCAAGCAAAACAAGGUCUCAGAUCUUGCCACAGAGAAGCAUCCAACUGUAGUGAAACUUGGUUUUGCUUACAAAUUCAGCUUAGUUUGCACCAUUUUAUUGUUUGCUGUUCAUGCAUUAAUGCUAUUACUAAUGCUCAAUCAUGAGCCUCAAUGUACCUCAAAACUUCAGGCUUUUACAUCAGAGAUAACUCAAGUGUUAUCAUGGGCAAUUAGUGUAAUAGCAAUAUGCAUGGUAUCAAAAACAAAUACUCAUUUCCCUUGGAUUCUAAGGGCUUGGUGUCUUUGCAGUUUCCUUUUGUGCAUUAUCAGCACAGCCCUUCAUUCCAAUUUCAGUGUCAACAACCAGGGUCAGAUUGGUAUAAGAGAAUAUGCAGAUUUCCUUGGUUUGUUUGCUUCAACAUGCCUUUUGGUUAUUUCAACAAGAGGGAAGACAGGCAAUGUCUUAAUUGCCACAAAUGUUGAAUCCGAACCACUUCUUGGAGAGAAAACUGAGAAACAUUCAGAGCAACAAGGGGAAUCUCCGUAUGGAAAAGCUACUUUUCUUCAACUCAUUACCUUCUCUUGGCUCAAUCCUUUGUUUGCCGUAGGGUACAAGAAACCCCUUGAACAGAAUGACAUUCCUGAUGUUGACAUCAAGGACUCAGCUGAAUUUCUGACCUACUCCCUUGAUGAGAGCCUUAGACAAGUUAAGGAGAAAGAUGGGACUACAAACCCAUCUAUCUACAAGGCUAUCUAUUUCUUUGCUAGGAAGAAAGCAGCAAUCAAUGCUCUUUUUGCAGUAGUAAGUGCUUCAGCAUCAUAUGUUGGUCCAUACUUGAUCACUGACUUUGUGAAUUUCCUUGGGGAAAAGGAAACCCGCGGGCUAAAAAGCGGUUACCUUCUGUCACUAGGCUUCUUAUGUGCCAAAAUGGUUGAGACCAUAGCUCAGAGGCAAUGGAUUUUUGGUGCCAGGCAAUUAGGCCUUCGCCUUAGAGCUGCAUUGAUUUCACAUAUAUAUAAGAAGGGCUUACAUCUUUCAAAUAGAUCGCGCCAAAGUCAUACAGGUGGUGAGAUAAUGAACUAUAUGAGUGUAGAUGUGCAGAGAAUCACAGAUUUCAUUUGGUAUGUAAAUGUAAUAUGGAUGCUGCCUAUACAAAUUUCUUUAGCAGUUUUCAUUUUGCAUACAAAUCUUGGAAUAGGUUCAAUGGCUGCAUUAGCUGCUACAAUGGCAGUUAUGACUUUGAACAUACCUCUUACAAAAAUACAAAAAAGGUACCAAUCCAAGAUCAUGGAGGCUAAGGACAACAGGAUGAAAGCCACUUCAGAAGUUCUCAGAAACAUGAGGACUUUGAAACUCCAAGCAUGGGAUAGUCAAUUCUUUCAAAGGAUAGAAGAAUUGAGGAAAAUUGAGUAUAAUUGGUUAAUGAAGUCAUUAAGACAAGGAGCAUUUUCUGCUUUCAUCUUUUGGGGAUCACCAACAUUCAUUUCUGUGAUAACCUUUUGGGCAUGUAUGUUCAUGGGGAUUGAACUGACAGCAGGAAGAGUCUUAUCUGCAUUUGCUACAUUUAGAAUGUUACAGGAUCCUAUAUUUAGCCUUCCUGAUUUACUCAAUGUCAUUGCUCAAGGAAAAGUUUCAGUUGAUAGGAUUGCUUCUUACCUCAAGGAGGAAGAAAUCCAACAUGAUGUCAUUGAAUAUGUUGCAAAAGACAAAACUGAAUUUGAUAUAGUUAUUGAAAAGGGGAGAUUUAGUUGGGAUCCUGAGUCAAGAAAUCCAACCAUUGAUGUAAGUGAGUUAAAGGUUAAGAGAGGAAUGAAGGUGGCAAUUUGUGGAUCUGUAGGUUCAGGAAAGUCUAGUCUUCUCUCAGGCAUUUUGGGAGAAAUAUAUAAACAGUCUGGGACAGUGAAGAUUAGUGGAACAAAAGCUUAUGUUCCACAAUCAGCAUGGAUAUUAACUGGAAAUAUCAAGGAGAAUAUUACCUUUGGAAAAGAAUACAAUAAUGAUAAGUAUGAGAGAACUAUUGAAGCAUGUGCACUGAAAAAGGACUUUGAGCUAUUUUCCUGUGGUGACCUUACAGAUAUUGGAGAAAGAGGGAUUAAUAUGAGUGGUGGACAAAAGCAAAGGAUACAGAUAGCUAGAGCAGUUUACCAGGAUGCUGAUAUCUAUCUUCUUGAUGACCCUUUCAGUGCUGUCGAUGCUCAUACUGGCACACACCUCUUUAAGGAGUGUCUUAUGGGGAUUCUCAAAGAGAAAACUAUACUUUUUGUUACACACCAAGUUGAGUUUCUUCCAGCAGCAGACCUUAUUCUGGUGAUGCAAAAUGGAAGGAUUGUACAAGCUGGAAAGUUUGAAGAACUUCUAAAGCAAAAUAUAGGAUUUGAACUUUUAGUUGGUGCUCAUAGCAAAGCUCUAGAGUCAAUUCUUAUGGUUGAAAAUUCAAGUAGAUCAACUUUAAAUACAAUAGCUGAAGGUGAAUCCAACACCAAUUCCGAUUCAAAUGUUAAACUUGUGAGCAUCCAGCAUGACACAGUGCAAGAUAAUCCUGAAGAGAGCAAAGGAAAUGAUGGUAAAUUGGUGCAAGAUGAAGAAAGAGAAAGAGGGAGCAUAUCAAAAGAAGUUUACUGGUCUUAUUUGACAAUUGUUAAAGGGGGAAUCCUGGUUCCAAUCAUAAUCUUGGCACAGUCUUCAUUCCAAAUACUUCAGAUUGCAAGUAACUAUUGGAUGGCUUGGGUUUGUCCUACAACAACUGAUGCUAAGCCUUUAUUUGAGAUGAAUUUCAUACUAAAUAUAUAUAUGCUACUCUCAAUUGCUGGUGCAUUUUGUGUUCUGGUGAGAGCCAUGUUGGUGGCAAAUGCUGGACUUCGGACAGCACAAACACUUUUCACCAAAAUGUUGCAUAAUGUGCUCCGAGCCCCCAUGGCAUUUUUUGAUUCAACCCCAACUGGUAGAAUCUUGAACAGGACUUCUACAGAUCAAAGUGUGGUAGACUUGGAAAUGGCAAACAAAAUAGGAUGGUGUGCUUUCUCAAUAAUACAAAUUCUAGGCACUAUUGCAGUGAUGUCCCAGGUGGCAUGGCAAGUAUUUGUCAUCUUCAUUCCAGUAACUGCAGUCUGCAUAUUUUAUCAAAGAUAUUAUACACCAACAGCAAGAGAACUGGCUCGCUUAGCACAGAUACAAAUUACUCCAAUUCUCCACCAUUUUUCAGAAUCUUUAGCAGGAGCAGCAUCAAUUAGAGCUUUUGAUCAAGAAAGCCGUUUCAUGUACACAAAUGUUGGCCUUAUAGAUAACUACUCAAGACCUUGGUUUCAUAAUGUGUCUGCAAUGGAAUGGCUUUCUUUCAGAUUGAAUUUACUUUCAAAUUUUGUUUUUGCCUUCUCACUGGUCUUGCUGGUGAGCCUCCCUGAAGGAAUAAUUAAUCCAAGCAUCGCCGGGUUGGCAGUAACAUAUGGGAUCAAUCUGAAUGUCUUGCAAGCAUCAGUUAUAUGGAACAUAUGCAAUGCAGAAAACAAGAUGAUAUCAGUUGAAAGAAUUCUUCAGUAUACAAAUAUAACAAGUGAAGCACCUCUUGUGAUUGAAGAUUGCAGACCACCAAGCAACUGGCCAGAAAUUGGAACAAUCUGUUUCAAAAAUUUGCAGAUACGUUAUGCUGAACAUCUCCCUUCUGUGUUAAAAAACAUUACUUGCACAUUUCCUGGGAGGAAGAAAAUUGGUGUUGUAGGACGCACUGGGAGUGGAAAAUCAACCCUUAUACAAGCUAUUUUCAGGAUUGUUGAACCAAGAGAGGGAAGCAUUAUAAUUGACAAUGUGGACAUAUGCAAGAUAGGUCUUCAUGACUUAAGGUCAAGGCUUAGCAUUAUUCCACAAGACCCUGCUUUGUUUGAAGGCACAGUUAGAGGAAACCUGGACCCACUGGAGCAAUACUCUGACAUUGAAGUGUGGGAGGCUCUAGAUAAAUGUCAGUUAGGUCACCUAGUGAGGGCCAAGGAAGAGAAGUUGAACUAUCCAGUGGUUGAAAAUGGUGAUAACUGGAGUGUGGGCCAAAGGCAAUUGUUUUGCCUUGGAAGAGCCCUUCUGAAGAGAAGCAGCAUAUUAGUACUAGAUGAAGCAACAGCCUCUGUGGAUUCUGCAACUGAUGGAGUGUUACAGGAGAUCAUCAGUCAAGAGUUCAAAGAUCGAACUGUUGUCACAAUAGCUCAUCGGAUUCACACAGUUAUUGAUAGUGAUUUGGUUUUGGUUCUAAGUGAUGGGAGAGUUGCAGAGUAUGAUGAACCAUCAAAGUUACUUGAAAGAGAAGAUUCAUUCUUCUUUAAACUUAUAAGGGAGUAUUCUAGGAGAUCACAUAGCUUCAACAACUUGGCAGUUCAACAUAUCCAAAGCAGGGAAUAGUUCUAAGACUUUAUGGAUAUCAAUUUAUUGGAGUUACAACACGGUACACUUCUUGAGACAGAAAGGCUCCAAACUAUUCCAACCACACCUUCAAUAAAAUCACCAGGGAUACAUAUAUAUAUAAAUAUAUAUAUAUAUAGGGGUUCCUGGCCCCCCCAUGUGAGGUAGCAGUGUUGUGUUAAUUUCCCAUAGCAAUAAGGGAAAUCCUCAAGUGGCUCUUCAUUUGAUAUAUGAUGAGGCAUAGGCUCCAGUUUUGAGCAUGAAAGAGUAAAUUGGGAAAUCAAGAAGAGAAAGACAAAUCUACAAAACCCAGAAUAAGUUUAUAUUCAUAGGAUUGCAAAUAGGGAUAUUUAAUCUUAUUUCAUAUCAAUUUAGUUUGGCCUUGUAACAUGUUAUAGGCUGCUCCCUAGAAUCUGCUUUGAAAAUGUACUCUUUUUUGGCCAUAUUAAAAGUUCAUCACU